UGGAGAGAAAAAAAAAAUUAAGAAAAAAACAAAAACAAAAAUAAAAAUAAAGAAAAAAAAGAAAGAAAGAAAGAAAGAAAGAAAACUUUAAAAAAAAGCCAACAUAACUGGGCAAGAUCAAUAUCAUGUGAUUGUGCGCUUGAGAGGGGUGGGGUCUGCAGAUUUACUUAAAUCUGUAUUUUAAAUAUUCAUCUUAUUGUUUUAUUUAUUGUGUACUUGAACACCGGUGUUGAUGAUGAAGAUGAUGAUGAUGAUGAUGAUGUGGUGGUGGUUCUCUGCUCUGCAUCUCCGCCUCCUCCUCCGGCUCAAACAGCACGUGGGCCACACCGCUGCUGACGAGCUGUCAGAGCUUUGCGCAUGCGCGUUGAGAUGAUGGGAAUUUCCAACAGCUGAGGAGGCGUAGCUAGCUAGCCACGACUAGCAACUUGUUAAAGCUUGGGAGACGGCUCAGAAGAAAUCACACAAUCAAUAAAUGAGUCUUCAUGAUGAGUGACCUUGAACUCUGCACAUGCUGAAACCAGGGGAUGGAAUAGAUCUGCAUUAACAGAACGUGAAGCAAAAGCUUCAUCCUGACCUCAUCUUGCCCAAGUCGACAUAGGCCUGUUUGUCUGGAAACAAGUCAGGCUUUAAAGCCAACACCAGAGAUGCCCGUGAGAAGGCACCCCUACAGGCUGCAGCCUAGCUACGCCAACUGAAAGCACGAAACAACUGCAUCUCUUGUCUAAAAGGAUGUGCUGCUGAUUGGAUGCAAAAUCUCAUUCCUCUUCCACCUCUCCAAAAUGUUAUUAACGUUGAGUGUGUGCCAGCGUUUACAGUGAAUUAUGGUGACCAAAAAUGGUGCUUGAAUGUGGCAUCGUGGUGCAGAGUAUGCUAAAAGGGGUGAGGCUCUCUCAGAAAAGUAUAACGGCCGACUGAUAGUCUGCUGUCGAUAAUGGAUGCCAAGUUAAAAGAGGACCUGUUUCGAAGGUAUGUGACGGCCCUGGAGAGGCGUCUGGAAAAUGGAGGGGAAUACACAGGGAUUGGAAAUGCACCAGAGGGGGACAGAGGGAGACACAAGGACAGUGAAGCACUACUCUCCACAGCUACAGCUCUGUUAGGGGCCUACCAGCCAGAUCCGGGACAACGUUUCCGGAUGGUGCGUUUCUAUGAAGUGGUGGAGAAUUCUCUCCGCUGCCAGAGAGGGGGCAAUAUCAAGAGCCUGGAGAGAGCCUUCCACACACUGGAAACCAUCUGCACCAACCUCUUGCUCUUCCCCUGGAAGAAGGAGUUCAGAUGUAUAAAGACCUUCACUGGCCCAUAUGUGUACCAUCUUCAGUCUGCCAUUUCUGAUGCUGAACUCCGAACUCUAAUGCGCACCAUCGGCUAUGCCUGUGACCAUGAUUCGCAGUUCCAUUUGCAGGAGCACCCCGGAGGCACAAAUCAUCUCCGGCAGUUGGCGUUUGAGCUCUUCCUGGCCCAGGCGGAGUGUCGUCUUCUGGGAGAGGUAGUGGCUCUGGCUCGUGGUUCAGCCUCAGAGCUGGAGGCCCUGGAACUCCGCAGAGGUUGCAGAGAUGAUGCAGCUGGCUGCGCCGAGGCGCUCCGCAGACGCGACAGCCUUGGGGCAGAUAUGGCUCGACUGUCUGUGCGGCCGCUGGAUAUAGAGAGGCCUCAUGCCCACCACCUGAGGCGAGGUAGCCGACCGUCUAAGUCUGUGGAUGUUACAGAUGGGGCUGGUCACUGGCACGCAGCAGUUAGCAAGCCUGUCUUGAAGGCCUCAUUGAGUCUGAGGAAGGAGCCUCUGUUUGUGGAUGCAGAGGAGGAUAUGAAGGAUGAGAUCAUCAGGCCCAGCACCUCAGCAUCUCUCUUCUCUGUGGCCGCACCGCCUUCCUAUAGCCCUGUUGCGGAUUUCUUCCCAAUUCAGUCCCCUCCCCCAGCCGAUGCUUACACCUCCUACCACCUAUCGUCUUUGGAUGAGAUUGACUUGUACACAGAGAGGGGUGUUGGGACGGGAGGGCGGCAGACCCCCUCUCGACCUCCAUCCAGAGAGCCUCGGGAUGUAAGGGAUGCGUGGCUGCUCAAAGCUCAUGGUAGUGUCAAGUGUCAGGGCUGUGGGCUGGGCUGCUCCUCUAUGGCCUCCUGCCAGAGAUGUGACAUGAUCCUCUGUUCUACCUGUCACGACGUGGACCCCUCCCCUUGCUGCGGCCUCCAGGACUACCACCCCAAAUCCCCACGACCCCUCGAUGGAUACAUUCCUGUCAAGGAAAAGCUCUCUGUCUAUUCUAACACUCACUCCCACUCCCAUCUCCAUCCGCACCCCCUCACGCUGACCCACUCACACUCUCACCCGCACCCUCACCCCCAGAUGGUGGAGAAACCCCUCAUGUCCACUAAGCUGUUUGCAAGCAAGUCUGUUGCCUUGACAACGCCAAAGGGAGGCAGCAGCGAGCGACUAAGCAUCGGGGGAUCGCGAUGCGGGUUUUGCAACAAGCCAGGGGCGUCACACACCUGUGUGAACUGCUCUAAGGUGUCAUGUGACUCGUGCAUGGGCUUGUAUGCAAAGGACAUCUGCACGCGGAAGAAUCCCCAGCACAGCUUUGUGCCCAACCAUCAGCUCAACUUCAAAUCCGGCACCAUAUCUCACCUGGUGUACCGAUGAAUCAGGCAGACAGAAUAUUUGUUUCUCCCUUGUAGUCCCCUCCCUCAACCUGCUGCAUAGUCUUGCACUAUUGCUUCAGCUCUGUUCCCGUUUAAAACAAUUCAUUCACUAUCUUCCCCUUUAUCUGAUGGUCUUUUUGCUCUCUUGAACUUUGUACAUUUUCUCUAACUGUCAGUAGGGCCCUGGAAUGCACAUGCCACAGAGAGCCAUAUCGUCUGCCCAUCUCUCUGCCUUGUACAAGUUCAGGCCUUUUAUCUAUUUCUUCUUCCUUUUACCUUGCUACCUGCUCUUGAGUAGUCAUGUGAUGUUGUAGCGCUUCCCCAAUUCCUCAAAUUUUGUCCUCCUCAAAAGGGAAACUGGAGAAAAGGGAGUUUAAUUCCUUCUCAUUUUGAAUGAAUUCUGUCCAAAUGAACAUAUAUUCUUUGCCUAACUUCUCAGCUAAAAAUUCCUCUAUAUAUAUAAUAUAUAUAUACAGUAUAUAUGUGUGUGAGAGUGUGUGUGAGGGUGUGUGUGAGAGUGUGCGUGCGUGUGUGUGUGUAGAAAAGACCUCUGAGCUUGCAUUGUGACACCGGAGAUCUUUUUAAACUUGAAAAAUAAUAGGGAAAAACAGAGAAAACAUACACUGGAAGUCAAUAAGUCAAUAGUAUAUAUUUUUAAUCUCUAUUCUCUAGAACAAUGUGAGACUGUUAAAUGGGCAUGAGGUCUGGCAUUGGGAUUUUUUGGGGUGUAAACUUAUGUCUGUGGGCGUGGGGUGGGAGAUAUCUCAAAGGGACAUAUUGAGCCAAUGGCCAGAUGCCAUAUAUUCUAUUUAAAAGAUUAUGCCUUGUAAAUUAACCCUCAAUUGUUUCUGGUUAUAUGACUGAGGUUUAAAUGCUGCCGUUGACUUGAGACAUUGAA
Molecule: messenger RNA, 3532 nt
Organism: Sebastes umbrosus (honeycomb rockfish)
Lineage: Eukaryota; Metazoa; Chordata; Actinopteri; Perciformes; Sebastidae
Gene: spata2
Product: spermatogenesis associated 2
Exons: 3
Coding region: 932-2635 (567 amino acids)
Biological process (GO): regulation of necroptotic process; protein K63-linked deubiquitination; regulation of tumor necrosis factor-mediated signaling pathway
Cellular component (GO): cytoplasm
Source: RefSeq, a predicted model, not a curated record